Phragmites australis (common reed) is the source of this 1731-nucleotide messenger RNA. Its product is annotated as protein FAR1-RELATED SEQUENCE 5-like. Bases 1 to 1731 code for a protein of 576 amino acids. The record is from RefSeq and is a predicted model, not a curated record. Gene Ontology annotation, biological process: regulation of DNA-templated transcription. Lineage: Eukaryota; Viridiplantae; Streptophyta; Magnoliopsida; Poales; Poaceae. The transcript has 3 exons.
AUGGAUUUGAAUGAACUACCCCCUGAUGUUGACUUUGAUUUCAUUUUUGGAGCUAACAUAGAUACGUCUACAAACAAUCCAACCUUUUGCACUCAGGUGGAUCCUGUGGAGCAGCAAUGUGCUCCGAGCGUUUCAGAGGUGGAUCCUGUUGACCAGCGAGAUGCUCCUAGCGUUUCACAGGUUAGGUUGUCGCUUGAAGAGACACACUUAGAAGAAAUUCAGCAAGUUGUUCAUAACACAGAAUUGGCUGGUGGUCAAUUUGGUACGGAAGGUCUUUUUUCAGAAGCUGUUGAGGCAGAAGUGUGGUCUACACCUCAAGGGCCACACAAUGGAAUGACAUUUAGCACUCUAUUAGAAGCAAAAAAGUACUACAAUUCAUAUGCUAAAAGAAUUGGCUUCUCAAACAGGACCAACACAUCACACAGAUCAGCAUUUACAAAAGAGGUAGAAAAGGUACAAUUUGUUUGCAACAAAGAAGGUAAAGGGAAGAAAAGUAAAUCUGAAGAACAAAUUGAUGAGCUUAUAUAUGAUUCUGAUGAUGAUUCUAAUUCUGAUCAAGAGGGGGGUGCUGAGAUGCCAGUAGAAGGAGAAGAAGACAGGAAGCAUAACAAAAAUAGUGCUGGCAUCAAAAGGAAGAGGGAAAAAAAUGAAGUGCAACUAGUACCAUAUGAAGAUAAAGAUGUGCACAACUUCCGCUCAACACUACGUACAACUGAAAAGUAUAAAGAUAUGCAAGAAACGCUGGAAUAUUUUGAAGAAUUGAAGCAACAUGACCCAGAUUUUUUUUACAAGUUUAAGUUGGAUGAUGAUUACAGGCUUCAGAACCUAUUCUGGAUAGAUGGUGCAGCAAGGAGGACGUAUGAAACAUAUCAUGACUGUGGAUCUUUUGAUACAACAUAUAUGACAAACAUGUAUGAUAUGCCCUUUGCACCCUUCAUUGGGAUAAACAAACAUGGUCAAUCAUUCCAGCUAGGUUGUGCGUUCCUAAGAGAUGAAAAGACACCAAGCUUUGUCUGGCUUUUCCAAACAUUCUUGGAAGCAAUGAAAGAGAAAGCUCCGUUGAAUAUUAUUACUAAUCAAGAUGGUGCUAUGAGAAGUGCAAUUGAACAUGUGUUCCCACUUGCAAAUCAUAAGAACUGUCAAUGGCACAUAAUGAAUAAAGCAGCGGGUACUGUAGGUCCUUUACUUAAGGAAGAUAAAGAGUUGGAGGACGAAUUCAAGGACUGUAUAAACUACAGUGUCAUGCCAGAAGAGUUUGAGGUAAAGUGGCAAGCUAUGAUUCAAAAGCAUGGCUUGCAGGACAACAAGCAUUUUGGGCAUUUGAAUAGCAUCCGACAGAGUUUUGUGCCAGCGUACUAUAUGCAUUGCUUCUUCCCGUUCCUCCAAUCCACGCAAAGAAGUGAAGGUUUUAACGCAGUGUUGAAGUUGUAUGUCAGCCCAAACUUAUCAAUGCUGGACUUUAUCAAGCAAUACCAGAAGAUUCAAGAUAAGUGUCUUGUUGCUCAAGAUGGGCAGGACUUCAGAACCGAUGAUAAGACUCGAAACACAUGGUCAAAGAACCCUAUUGAGAAGCAUGCCUCAACUGUGUAUACGAAGAACAUAUUCUACAGAUUCUCAAAAGAAUUUGAAAAGAUCGAAGAGUAUUUUGUGCAGCAUAUAGGUGACUACCAGUUCCGGCUUGUGCCAAAUGACAAGUUUGUUGAUGGCUAUGGCACUAGAUCAUUGAUGUGA